This is a messenger RNA of Capronia epimyces CBS 606.96, 2433 nucleotides long. RefSeq names its product translation initiation factor IF-2. Gene Ontology annotation, molecular function: translation initiation factor activity; GTP binding; GTPase activity. The record is from RefSeq and is a predicted model, not a curated record. NCBI's taxonomy places the organism in Eukaryota, Fungi, Ascomycota, Eurotiomycetes, Chaetothyriales, Herpotrichiellaceae. The coding region runs from base 1 to 2433 and encodes 810 amino acids. Gene Ontology annotation, biological process: translational initiation. The transcript has 2 exons.
AUGACUGGCGUUGCCCCGAGUGAGGCCCGACUCGGCCGCACUCUUAGGCCUGCGCGUCGCGAGAUGCCUUCUGGACGAGACUCGACAAGGGUGCGGUCGGAUUUUCGAGAUUCCCGUCCGGAUUUCCAGCAGCGAACUGCGUAUGAGAGAGGGGCCGGAAGAGGACCAACCUCUGCGUCAUCCAGAGAUGGUCGUAUGGCCGAACUGAACGGGACCGACCGUGUCCCUCGGUUUUCGGGUGUGGCAGACGAUGAGGCUGUUGGCCCUGCUGCAUCUGAGCUCCUGGUAGGCGCGGAAGAAGACUGGUACACCCGCAGAACAGUGGCGGAUAAAGACCGUUCUAGAAGAGGCAGAGUCUACGAUGUCGAAGCUGAAGAGCCAUUUCAACCCUCGUCUACGGUUAGUUCUCCGGCUCGGAGGAGCAGACCGUUUCAAAGGCAGAGAACAGUUGAAUUGGACCCAGAUAUGGUGGACGAACUCCUUGACGAAACAAAUCCAAGACGGAAGAAAAACAAGGGCAAACAAGCGAAAGCGGCGCCUCGGGCACAAGCGCGACCCGAGAUUCGACUCCCGGAGUUUAUCAGUGUCGAAAAGCUAGCUCAAGGCCUCAAGGUCAGACUACAGGACUUUCUGGACAAGCUGGAGGAGGAAGGCUUUGAAGGCGCUCGCUAUGAUCACAUUCUAGAUGCUGGAACUUCCGCCAUGUUUGCCGAGAUCUACGGCUUCGAGCCCAUCAUGAGCACCGUUGACGAGUCCCGUGAUUUGGUUGCCCGGCCUCCGGCAGAAGAUGUGUCCUUGCUACCACCCCGGCCACCAAUCGUCACAAUCAUGGGUCAUGUCGAUCAUGGCAAAACUACGAUCCUGGAUUACUUUAGAAGGUCAAGCGUAGUCGCAUCAGAACAUGGAGGUAUCACCCAGCAUAUUGGAGCAUUUUCUGUUGUGAUGCCAGGAUCCGAACGAAACAUCACCUUCCUGGACACACCUGGUCACGCCGCGUUCUUAGACAUGCGGCGACGAGGCGCCAACGUCACAGAUAUUGUCGUCCUGGUGGUGGCCGCCGACGACAGCGUCAAGGCUCAAACGAUUGAAGCCAUCAAACAUGCUCUUGAGGCUAAGGUCCAGGUCAUUGUGGCAAUCAAUAAGGUUGACAAGGAAGAUGCCAACAUUGACCGGGUGAAGCAGGAUCUCUCGCGUCAUGACAUUAUUGUCGAGGACUUUGGUGGCGAGUACCAAGCUAUUCCCGUCAGUGGGAAGACGGGCCAGGGGAUGGCUGAGUUGGAAGAAGCAAUACUGACCUUGGCCGAUGUGGCCGAUUUUCGAGCCGAGACCGACGGUCAAGCCGAAGGCUGGAUUAUUGAAAGCAAAGUUGGUUCAUCUGGUCGUGUUGCAACCGUGUUGGUGCGUCGUGGCACACUGAGACCUGGCGACUUCAUCGUCGCUGGCACUACCUGGGCACGAGUACGUACUCUUCGGAACGAUUCGGGCAAGUUGAUCAGUGAAGCGCCUCCGGGCACGCCUGUUCAGAUCGAUGGGUGGCGGGGUGGAGAUCCGAUGGCCGGUGAUGAGGUUCUUCAAGCUGAGAGUGAGCAACGAGCUAAAGAAGCAGUAGGCGUUCGGCAAGAGAGAGAAGAAAAUGCUCGGGCUAUUGAAGACAUGACUGCGAUCAACACUGUUCGCACAGAGGAAGCCGAGGCUCGUGCCAAGGUACUGGACUGGGAGAAGGAACAGGGAUACACGUCAAUGAGAGCAAGCAGACGUCCCAAGGACAACGAGGGCUGGGUGGAGAAAGAACAUUCGGGUCCUCGACAGGUCCACUUUGUCAUCAAAGCCGAUGUUGCUGGCAGUACCGAGGCUCUUGUUGCCGCCGUCAGUGCAAUUGGCAACAAUGAGAUCGUGGCGAAUGUCAUUCAUAGCGGCACUGGUGCGCUGACCGAGUCCGACAUCAAGCUUCUUGCCGCAACUGGUGAAGUUGGCUAUGCGAUUUCAUUCCACCAGCCAGUCGACGCUUCGAUACGGCGCCUCGCGGAGGCGGCUCGGCUUCAGAUCCUUGACCACAACAUCAUCUACAAGGUCACCGACGACGUCAAAGAAAAAAUGGGCGCAGAGCUACCACCCAUUGUCACCCAAAGGGUGUUGGGAGAGGCCGAGGUCGGAGAGAUAUUUGACAUCAGUAUCAAGAAGGGAACGCUAAAGAUCGCGGGAUGUCGCGUGACUAAUGGGACCAUACGGCGGUCAGAGAAGGUUCGAGUGUUGAGGAACGGCGAAGUGGUGUACACCGGCACGCUCACCUCUUUCAAAAACAUCAAAAAGGACGUAACAGAGAUGCGCAAAGGCUCCGAAUGCGGCAUGGGAUUUGAAAACUGGGAAGAUUUUCAAGUGGGCGAUCAGAUCCAGUCCUUUGAAGAGAUCCGGGAAAAGAGGACGCUGUACUAG